CCUUCCUUCCCACCUUGCUGAAAAAUCAAAACAAAGCAGCUCAUCUGCACCUUUCUUCCUUUACAAUCCGUUUUCCAAAAACCUUUCUUCUUCUGCAAGCUUCCUCAACCAGUAACCACCAUGUCCAUAAACUUUAACUUUAAUGCCUUUGCCGGCAACCCUCUACGCUCAAUUCUACCCUCCGCAGCAGCUCUCCAAUCCCUCAACACAACAAUUCUACAAAACGAUCACUCUUCUUCUUCCCCGAAUUUCAAGGUACUUCCUUUCAGAAAUGGAAGGCCUUUAGCUUCUUCCACUGCCGGUUUCGGUGACUCUCCGCCGAUUUGGCAUCUGGGUUGGAUCAAUUUGGAUGACCUCAGAGGUAUUUUUGAAAACUCCGGUGCCCAGUUGAAUGGAGACUCGUUUGUCUACUUGGGUUCGAGUGUAGAGGAAGAUAACGUUUACUGGGCUAUCGAUGUUUCUGAUAAGGUACCUGAAUUGGGUACUGACAAGGAGAUGGAGUUGAGUUUUGUAGAGCUCCGGACUCUCAUGGUGGCCACUGAUUGGGAGGAUUUGAAAGCAAUGGAAAACUUGACUAUUGCUGGUAAUGCCAAGGCACUGCUAGAAUGGCACAAGACUUCACAAUUUUGUGGACAUUGUGGUGCGAAAACUGUUUCAAUGGAAGCUGGGAGACGGAAGCAAUGUUCGAAUGAUUCUUGCAAGAAAAGGAUAUAUCCACGUCUUGAUCCAGUGGUAAUUAUGCUUGUAAUUGAUAGAGAGAAUGACUCUGUUCUCUUGGGUACACGGCCAAAGCUUAUUUCUCGAUUGUGGAGCUGCUUAUCUGGUUUCACAGAGCAAGGAGAAAGCUUGGAGGAAGCUGUAAGAAGAGAAACUUGGGAAGAGAGUGGUAUUGAAGUGGGAGAAGUUGUAUAUCACAGUUCUCAGCCAUGGCCUGUUGGACCAAACAGCGUUCCAUACCAGCUGAUGGUUGGAUUCUUUGCAUAUGCGAAAUCACGCGAAAUAACUGUCGACAAGAAAGAGUUAGAAGAUGCUCAGUGGUUCAGUAGAGAAGAUAUAAGAAAAGCAUUGAUGAUGGCUGAAUACAAGAAAGCCCAAAGAACAGCAGCAACAAAGGUAGAACAAAUGUGUAAGGGAGUAGAAAAGAGUAGGAGUUUGGCUGCAGAUUUCAACGUGGAAAGUGGUGAACUUGCUCCAAUAUUUGUUCCCGGACCUUUUGCCAUAGCCCAUCACCUUAUUUCCUCUUGGGCCUUCUCAGAUCAAAAUACACUGUAAAUACACUGUAAAUGAUGCAUUUCAAAACAACUUAUUGAGUCCACAUGCACCAAAAUAAAACCUAUUGAUUCUUAAGGGUGGCUGAACUUCAUUUUCCAAGGCCGCGUUGGGAAUAAAGUUAUCUUAUUAGUGUCAUGUAUUAUUUUUCUGUUGAUGUAAAGUUCUCUUCUCGACAUUGUUUUGAAGAUUACACUCCUGAUUUCGAGAGCUCGACUUUUUGAUUUAACACUAUUUUUUUCAUGUACAUCUUCUAUAUUGUCAAUGAACUUACUAAUAUAUUAUAUGAGAUACUGAUAUCUGUUAUGGUUACAUUUUGUUGCUGUGUCAACCAUGUAACUGA
Medicago truncatula (barrel medic) is the source of this 1612-nucleotide messenger RNA. RefSeq names its product nudix hydrolase 19, chloroplastic. Gene Ontology annotation, molecular function: metal ion binding; NADH pyrophosphatase activity. The coding region runs from base 121 to 1272 and encodes 383 amino acids. Gene Ontology annotation, biological process: NADP+ catabolic process; NAD+ catabolic process. Gene Ontology annotation, cellular component: peroxisome; cytosol. Lineage: Eukaryota; Viridiplantae; Streptophyta; Magnoliopsida; Fabales; Fabaceae. The transcript has 6 exons. The record is from RefSeq and is a predicted model, not a curated record.